Messenger RNA from Cyclospora cayetanensis, 1035 nucleotides. Its product is annotated as 26S proteasome non-ATPase regulatory subunit 13 homolog A. The coding region runs from base 1 to 1035 and encodes 344 amino acids. The record is from RefSeq and is a predicted model, not a curated record. Gene Ontology annotation, molecular function: structural molecule activity. NCBI's taxonomy places the organism in Eukaryota, Apicomplexa, Conoidasida, Eucoccidiorida, Eimeriidae. The transcript is spliced from 7 exons. Gene Ontology annotation, biological process: ubiquitin-dependent protein catabolic process. Gene Ontology annotation, cellular component: cytosol; proteasome regulatory particle, lid subcomplex; nucleus.
AUGGGCGGAACAGGUAGCGCUUUAGCCUCCGGAAAUCCUGCUCCGCGAGCCUUUUUGCUGUCGCUGCGAGCUUUCCACUUGGCGUUGGCUGGGGAGCUGACGGAGGCGGAGGAGCUCCUUGAAGAUACCAAGAAAGAAAUGGAAAAAGUGCUGGGACUAGACCCUGCCGUAAGGGCGGCUGCGCACAGGGCUAGGGCCGAGCUCGCACGGGCACGGAACAAACCGGGGGAUGUUUACAGGGAGACCCUAUUCUUUCUUGCAUACACCUCUGCUGGGUCCUUGAAGGAAGAGCUUAGGAUAAAGCUUGCUAUGGACAUGUGUAUCGCGGCCCUCAUCUCCCCUGAAGUGAAUGAUUAUGGAGAGCUACUCCAGCAAGGCUUAGUCCGCUCUGCUCUGAACGACGGGGGCGAGAGGCAAUGGCUUUACGAUCUCUUAGAGGCUUUCAGUAGGGGAUCUCUUGAUCUCUUUGACAGGGUGGCCGUAUCCCCUGUACUUUUGGUCUUUCCGGCCAUCGGUAUCUGCGCUACCCCCUACACCCCUCAUUCCUGUGCGCUCUUUCGUGUUGUUGUCUGUCAUCAGCCCAGCUCGCACUUAAAGGUGCUGGAGAAAAAGGCGGCAACGGCUGCGCUGCUUAGACUGGCAUUUGCUAGUAGUGCUGCAGGCGCGGCGUUGCAGCAGGAAAUUCAGGGGUCUCCUCUAUCAUCGGGGGACGGCAGCAGCAAUGGCCAAUCUGUGGGUGUAUCUCUAGGAUCACAGGCAUCAAGGGCCCUCUCUUUCGCUGCAAUCGCCACCGCAUGCAGGAUCGAACAAGAGGACGUAGAGAGGCUGGUCAUGUCUUCCAUGGCUCAGAAGCUUCUCAAAGGAAGCAUCAACCAAAUAAGCAAAACAGUUCAUUUGCACUGGGUCAGGCCCGCACUGCUCACGGAUGAUACGAGUUUACGGGUGUUGCAGGACCGUCUUUGCCGCUGGGCCUCUGCUGCAGAGGAGCUGCACAGGACGCUACAAGUCCAAACAGCUGAACUCCUAGGUGCCUGA